This is a messenger RNA of Nasonia vitripennis (jewel wasp), 2305 nucleotides long. RefSeq names its product presenilins-associated rhomboid-like protein, mitochondrial (gene rho-7). The record is from RefSeq and is a predicted model, not a curated record. The transcript is spliced from 8 exons. Gene Ontology annotation, cellular component: membrane. Bases 249 to 1274 code for a protein of 341 amino acids. NCBI's taxonomy places the organism in Eukaryota, Metazoa, Arthropoda, Insecta, Hymenoptera, Pteromalidae. Gene Ontology annotation, molecular function: serine-type endopeptidase activity.
AUCAAAAAAACCCUCAAAAUCCGCAACUGCCGUGCCGACAUUCAGAAAACCCUAUAAGUAUUAUAUACAUGUCACUAGAUCACAACGAUCACAAAUAUACCUACAGAGGCAUGUCAGCGCGAUAGCGAUAUUCUUGAUGUAUACUUUUUUUUUCUACUCAAACUUCACAAAUCAAAAUACUACCUAAAUGCGACCGUCAAGAUAACACUAAUAAAUAUUAAAAUAAAUCCAACAACAAAUCCAUUUCAAUGGCGACUCGUGUAUUACUACAUUUGGGUGAUGCAACGUCUAAAUGUGUUUUUUCAAAUGUGCAAUUUCAUCGGACAAAGUUACAAGUGCAAAGCAUACUGAAGCAGAGCAGAAACUUCCGAAGGAUCAGAAAUCCUGAGGAGACUGUAAGAUCGCCUUUUGCCAAUGUCGAAGUGCAACAUUCUGGACCAACUAACGGUUCGAAAAUAUGGAAGGGUAUCAUAUUUGCAACAGCGUUCAGUGGUGCCACAUAUGUAGGUGCAACUAUUUUGGAGUAUGAAAGAAUACGAGCAAACACAUUUAAAGGAUACAAAAAUUUUUAUUGGUCAUCCAAAGCAACUGUUAUAGGAUGGAGGGCGCAGACAAGAGAUUGGUGGAGUAACUUGAGCGAGGGUGAACGAAUGUGGUAUUUUAUUUGUUUUGCAAAUGUACUUGUAUUCCUGGCAUGGAGAAUACCAACAUGGCAACCAAUAAUGCUAAAAUAUUUUUCAACGAACCCAGCUUCCAGUGUAACUUGUCUACCAAUGGUUUUAUCCAUGUUUUCACACUACAAUCUGUGGCACUUGGCUGCAAAUAUGUAUGUACUACAUAGUUUCAGCGGAGCAGCAGUUUCUUACUUAGGCCGAGAACACUUUCUGGCAGUUUAUUUAUCAAGUGGCGUGAUUUCUAGUAUGUUUAGCAAUACAUAUAAAAUAUUGCUAAAAAGACAUGGAUUUUCAUUGGGAGCUUCCGGAGCCAUAAUGGGAAUUCUAGCUUUUAUUUGCACUCAGUUUCCUGACACAAAACUGAACAUUAUACUUUUACCACAACUUACGUUUAGUGCUGGAGCGGCUAUCAAAUCAAUAAUAGCAUUCGAUACAGCUGGCUGUGUCAUGGGUUGGCAAUUCUUUGAUCAUGCUGCCCAUUUGGGAGGUGCCUUCUUUGGAAUAUUGUGGCAGACUUGGGGCAUCGAUAAUAUUUGGCGGAAGCGUUCUCCUAUACUAAAGUAUUGGCAUGAAUUCCGAAACCCUCCUAAAGCUACUUAAUGAAAAUUUGAGUUUAGGUAAUUAAUUUAUCAAUUCAAAAAAAGAAAAAAUGAAAAGAAGAAAUUCUAUUCUAUGCUUGAUAUCUAUUUCUAUUUCAUUAAUUAUAUUAGUUGAUGGGUUGAAGAAAAAUUGUAAAGUUUUUUUAAAAUACAUUUGAUAUAUUUUCUUUUGUAUAAUCCAUAUGUGUGUAUAUAUAUAGAUAAUGCCAUUCUAUUUUAAACAGAAGCACAUGGUUGAAAGUAAUUUAAAAACUUUGAAUCAAACAUUGCUUAGCAUAUUGUAAAUAUAAAAUUAAGAUGAAUAACUUCACAAAUAAUUAUUACACAUCGUACCUUAACUUUUGAGAUAUUUAACAUGGUGUUUAAUGUGAUCUUCAAUGAAUGUUGCAAUGAAGAAAUAACUAUGAUCAUAUCCUUCUUGCAUUCUGACAACUAAGUGUAACGAUGCUGCAUCUUUUGCCGCUGCAAUCAAACUUUCAGGAUGAAGUUGAUCUUUAAGAAAACUGUCUGCUUUACCCUGUAACGUAAUUGUGUUCUUACUUCUUAAUAAUCAAAAUAAAAACAUCGAAAUCUUAACUUAUUAUAAAAAAAAAGAGUAUAUAACUAUUAACAUAAUAAUAAAGAAAAGUCAAAUAAGAAUAAAAGAUUAAUUUUUGCAGUACGUGAAGUAAAAAAUACAAAAUGAAGCAUUUAUUUCGUCAUCAAAUUAUAUUAUUAGUCAUGUAAAAAAACCAUGUUAAACCACAGGAUUGAUGUAUAAAUACCUGAUCAAUAAGAAUAUCCAGAGGCGGUCCAUUAUAUAUUUUUGUUAAUUCUGUAGCAUCCCACUGAUUCCAAUGACUAUCGCCUUCUUUACCACCCAAGUAACCAGCAAAAGCUUUUUGUCCCCAACCACAGUUUAUAGGAUUGUUGAUAGGUGCAAAUGCCGAAACUGAUUUAUACUGUCCAUGACAUUUCAAAGCACAGAUUAAAGCCCCAUGUCCACCCAUGCUAAAAUAAAAAUUUUAUUAAAAACUGUUUACAUUCUAUUGA